This is a messenger RNA of Melanotaenia boesemani (Boeseman's rainbowfish), 3315 nucleotides long. It is a transcript of the gene abcd3a, whose product is annotated as ATP-binding cassette, sub-family D (ALD), member 3a. Gene Ontology annotation, molecular function: ATP hydrolysis activity; long-chain fatty acid transmembrane transporter activity; ABC-type transporter activity. The record is from RefSeq and is a predicted model, not a curated record. Gene Ontology annotation, cellular component: peroxisome; peroxisomal membrane. The transcript is spliced from 23 exons. Gene Ontology annotation, biological process: fatty acid beta-oxidation; long-chain fatty acid import into peroxisome; very long-chain fatty acid catabolic process. NCBI's taxonomy places the organism in Eukaryota, Metazoa, Chordata, Actinopteri, Atheriniformes, Melanotaeniidae. The coding region runs from base 47 to 2026 and encodes 659 amino acids.
CACAGCCGUGCCUGGGACAAAUCAGACCGGUCGUUGUGUCAGGAACAUGGCGACUUUCAGCAAAUAUUUGACAGCCAAGAACUCCACUAUAGCGGGCGGCAUUUUGUUGGUUUUAUACCUGUUAAAGAACAGAAGUCGGUCGACUAAACGACACAGUAGCAAAGGAGGCUCUCAGGUUGCAUUGAACACAGAGAAAGAUGGGAAAAAAGACAAAGCAGCAGUGGAUAAGGUUUUCUUCCUUAGGAUCCUUCGGAUUCUGCGGAUCAUGGUGCCUCAAGUUUUCUGCAUGGAGACCGCCUACCUUGUCCUCAUCGCCACCAUGUUGGUGACCAGAACCUACUGUGAUGUCUGGAUGAUCCAGAACGGUACCAUGAUUGAAAGUGCAAUUAUUGGUCGCUCCACUAAAGAUUUCAAGAUCUACUUGUUCAGCUUUAUGAAAUUCAUGCCAGUUAUAGCUUUAGUGAACAACUUCCUGAAGUUGGGUCUAAAUGAGCUGAAGCUGAGGUUCCGUGAGAGGCUGACGAAGAAGCUGUACGACCAGUACCUGCAAGGUUUCACCUACUACAAAAUGGGAAACCUGGACAACCGGAUAGCCAAUGCAGACCAGUUACUGACCCAAGACGUGGAGAAGUUCUGCAACAGUGUGGUGGAUCUUUACUCCAACCUCAGCAAGCCUCUGUUAGACAUUGGUCUGUACAUCUUCAAGCUGACAAGUGCCAUUGGUGCCCAGGGCCCAACCAUCAUGAUGACCUACCUGCUGAUCUCAGGUCUGUUCCUGACCAGACUGAGGAGGCCCAUCGGCAAAAUGACGGUCACUGAGCAGCGCUUCGAGGGAGAGUAUCGCUAUGUCAACUCUCGCCUCAUCACCAACAGUGAGGAGAUUGCCUUCUACAACGGAAACAUGAGGGAAAAACAGACCAUUCACACCACAUUCAAGAAACUGGUUGACCACUUGCACAGCUUCAUCUUUUUCCGCUUCUCCAUGGGAUUCAUUGACAGCAUGAUUGCAAAGUACUUUGCCACCGUGGUGGGCUACCUGGUGGUCAGCCGGCCUUUCCUGACCCCGGCCCACCCCAGACACCUGCACAGCACACACUCUGAGCUGCUUGAGGACUACUACCAGAGCGGGAGGAUGCUGCUGAGAAUGUCCCAGGCCCUCGGCAGGAUUGUACUGGCUGGCAGAGAGAUGACCCGUCUGUCUGGAUUCACUGCUCGAAUCACUGAACUCAUGAUGGUUCUGAAGGAGCUGAAUUCUGGCAGAUACGAACGCACCAUGGUUUCCCAGCAGGAGAAGGAAGCAGAGACAGCGGAGAAAAGCAUGCUGGUACCUGGAAGAGGUCAAAUAAUCAACAAGGACAAUGUCAUUAAAUUUGACCAUACUCCACUUGUAACCCCCAACGGAGACAUGCUGAUCAAAGACCUCACAUUUGAGGUGAAAUCUGGCACCAACGUUCUGGUGUGUGGACCAAACGGUUGUGGAAAAAGCUCCUUGUUUAGAGUUCUUGGAGAGUUGUGGCCUCUGUUUGGUGGACACCUGACAAAGCCUGAGAGGGGGAAGCUCUUCUAUGUCCCACAGAGACCCUACAUGACUUUGGGCUCUCUAAGGGACCAAGUCAUCUACCCUGACACCCAAGAAGAUCAGAGGAAGAAAGGCAUCUCCGAUCAGGUGUUGAAAGAGUAUCUGGACAACGUCCAGCUGGGUCAUAUCCUCGACAGGGAGGGCAGCUGGGAUUCGGUCCAGGACUGGAUGGAUGUUCUCAGUGGAGGAGAAAAGCAGAGGAUGGCAAUGGCCAGACUGUUCUACCACAAGCCCCAGUUUGCCAUCUUGGAUGAGUGCACCAGUGCAGUGAGUGUUGAUGUGGAGGACUACAUCUACAGCCACUGCAGAACGGUGGGAAUCACCUUGUUCACAGUGUCCCACAGGAAGUCCCUGUGGAAACACCACGAGUAUUAUCUCCACAUGGAUGGGAGGGGUCACUACGAGUUCAAGCCCAUCACAGAGGAGACGGUAGAGUUCGGCUCCUAACUGGCUGCUGACGUCAGCCAUGCACGCACAGCUCUGUUAAAAACCAGUCCGUUCAUUCUUUGCACUUGAGAUAGAACCUGUAGCCAAGGCAAGAAAACAUGUUUUUAAUCCUUUGUAAUUUAGCGCUGCUUCCUAUUUUUGUGUUAUUUGUUAGAUCACUUUAGUCCUGUCUGAUCUUUUUUUUUGUUUUUUUUUGCUGUGAUCAUAAAAAUGUCCGGGUUGCGUUUCACAUGCAAGACAUUGGAGUGAAACUGGAGAUAUUCUGUACUGUUUUUAACAUAUCUGACAGGUUUGGCUGGACAGAGAACUUUGACACCGCAGGGGUCUUAGAAUAUUAAUUGUGGAAACUAAGUGGGACCCCUCUAAGGUACGCCCUCAUUAAUGCUCCUUCCUGGUGCCAUUUAAUAUUAAACUCUUCACAGAAUCGUGUUCAGACCAGUCGUUGUAAAACUUGGUAACUGGGGGUUAAUUAUUAACGUCUUUUAAGAAGUUAGUUGGAUAAUUUGCACAUUUGUUACACUGUGUGUUGAGAGGCCAUCUUCAGGGGGAAAUGUUCACUUUUUUCUUUUUUUAGAUUAUGAUUAAAUGUGCAUAUAAAUGUUGGUCUGAAUGCCCUGCCUAGCCAUGGGAGGAGGGGAAAAAACAAACAAAUGUAUUAAUAUUUAAUUUUCCUACCUUUUAGAUUUGAUUAUAACCCACAUUUUCCAUUUCAUUGUUUCACCACAGUCACUUUGAUCCAGAGUUGUAAUAAAUAUUCCUCAAGAUCUUGAUGAAAUCGAUGAUUUGAGUCCGAUUACAGCCUGAACUCUCCUCCAGCAGAUUCUGCACAGGUCUCAUCCUCCAUAAACCAGAUAGAUUCAGACAGCAGAUGGAAAAACUGCUCAGACGCAGACCUGACCAAUCAAUCCAGGAGGUGCCUUUUUUAUUUAAAUUUUUUUUAUUUUUCCGUAAAUAAUCGGAUCUCUGGAGGGAUCUGGGACCUCUGAUUAUUUCCUGCCUGUCACAGCAUGCCUUUAACUCCAACAGUUGCUGCUGUAAGACGAGUUGCCCACAGCUAAGCUGUCCUCCAAGGUCUCGCUGUCCAUCAGAUGACCACAGUCCUAUCAGCCUGCUCCGAGGGCUGAACCAGGGCUGGUCCUAUUUCUAACCAUAACUCCAACAAUUUGUGUUGGUUUCACGCCGACUGCCCAUAAACCCGCCUCUGAAUGUCCAGCUAUCCUCAAUUUACCUUCUUCUUCAAGUUGAAGAGCAGAAGGUUCAAAGCUGACUCCCAAGCUGUUUAGUCUAAU